Megachile rotundata (alfalfa leafcutting bee) is the source of this 661-nucleotide messenger RNA. RefSeq lists its product as uncharacterized. Lineage: Eukaryota; Metazoa; Arthropoda; Insecta; Hymenoptera; Megachilidae. The record is from RefSeq and is a predicted model, not a curated record.
GUCAACAAGGUGCACCAUCCCCUGCACCUACCCGCAACGUCAACAGCAACACCAGGGAAACGAGAUCGAUCGACCUUAGAUGCGGCAGAAGUUGUCGAUCCAGCCACGAGCCGCCUAUUCUUAAGUGACAAAGAUAGUAAGGUAGAGUUUUUAAUUGAUACUGACGCCGAUAUUAGCGUUUAUCCGCGAAAAUUAGUUAAGGGACAUCCUCCCAAAAGUACAUACACUUUGUAUGCCGCGAAUGAUUCGACCACCUCAACGUAUGGCGAUAUUGUUUUAAACCUAAAUUUAGGAUUGCGGCGAAUUAUCAAAUGGAAAUUUAUAAUCGCGAAUAUCACGAAACCUAUAAUCGGCUCGGAUAUGCUUAAGUAUUACGGCUUGUUGGUAGAUUUAAGGAAUAAACAGCUAAUCGACACUGAAACAAAAUUAACGUCACAAGGAAAACUGGGGAUUGCCGAUUUAAAUUCGGUCAAAACAAUUGUCGGUGACUCUCCAUACCAUAAAAUCCUCACAGAGUUCAUAGAUAUCACCAUUCCCACACGUACGAAACACAACAUUACACAGGCACGAAACACAACAUUACACACCACAUUAAGACAACAAAAGGACCUUCAGUCUUUUCGAAACCACGUAGGUUAGCACCUGAUAAAUUAAAAAUAGU